Mirounga angustirostris (Northern elephant seal) is the source of this 7309-nucleotide messenger RNA. It is a transcript of the gene FAM186A, whose product is annotated as family with sequence similarity 186 member A. The record is from RefSeq and is a predicted model, not a curated record. The coding region runs from base 82 to 7155 and encodes 2357 amino acids. Lineage: Eukaryota; Metazoa; Chordata; Mammalia; Carnivora; Phocidae. The transcript has 11 exons.
AGUUUCUUCACUGGUGCCCUAUAGUAUAUUCUUCACAUUCUAAGAUAAUGGUGGCCACAUAGUAGUAGUAUCACUCAACAAAUGCUUGCCAAAUUGAAAGGAUUUAUCAAAAUGCAAAGUGGGAUAGACGGCGAAUCUGAAUCAGAAAAAGAAGUUGAGGAUUCCAUCAUGUCCAGAAAAGCCCUUUAUAAAUCAGGGGUCCCUCAGCUGGAGAUCCCAUUUGCAGUACAGAAUGUCAUCUCUAGGAUCGAGCAAGCACAGCUUUAUCGAGCCAGAGAGGACAUUAACAUGCAGCUGACUGACAUAAUGCUCAAUGUGCAGCGGAUAAUAAAUCGCUACACUCUUGAUGAGAAUGUGCACUCUGGAAGAAAAAUAUCCCUUACAGAAUAUAAGAAACGGAGAGGAAAUUUCCUGGAGAAAAUAGUUACUUAUGCUAAGAAUGCUGAAAUUCGAGAAAAGACUCUUGUGUACAUCCUGGCCUGGUUGGAAGAAUGGAAUGCCAUUUUGUCUGAGAUGACUGCAGUUGAUAUUGAGGAACACCACCACUGGAUAGCACAAAUGGAGUUUUUACCAGAAACAUUCAAAGCUAUUGAGAACAACGUCAAGAUACUGAGUAGAAUUAGUGUAUCUUUGCUUGAAGAAAAGAAGAGACAAAAGAAAAAAAUAACAUCUAGAGGUACUCUAUGGAAAUCUUGGAAAGAAAGAGUUAUAAAGCGACCUGCAACAGCUCAUGCUUUAAGACCAGAUCAGAUAAUUAGUGAUGAAUUUGCAACAAAUACAAAGGUUUCAGAAAUCCAAGAUAUGCUACAGGAACUCAUAAACACUACGAUGUUCAAUAAAUUGGAAAACAAUGCUAUUAAAUAUAUAUCAUCAACGAUAAUAAACCUUUCCAAAGCUUUGAGUACACUAAAUGAUGAACUAAAAGUUUCUAACCUCCAGAGUGCCAAUAUGUAUAUAAGUGAGACAAGUGAAAAAGAAAAAGAGCUCUCCCUGAAGAUAAUGCAAGAGCUCAGUGAAAAAAAUGAAAUGCUUCAGCAGAAACUUCAAGAUGCAGAAGAAAAAUAUGAACAAUUUAUUCGGUCCAAAGGUAUUUUAGAACCCCAAGUAGGUAUAGCAUUACCCACAUCAACCUUGAAAGUGUUGCCUGAGCUUUCUUCACAAUCAUCCAGUAGCAAAGCUGACACAGAAAACAGUAUGGAUGAUAUUUUGGUUAAAGAAUUUGAAAAUAUUAUAGAUGGGACCCAAACAAAAGGGACCAAAGGCUUGGGGAUCAAGUGGGACUCAGCUAUUUCAUAUACAGCCCCAGUUGAAAUGACUCCAGAUUUAAUUGAAGAGCGAUAUCCUUUACUUGAAAAAAAACCAAAAAAGUCUUCUGAAGAUAUCACUGAAGAUAAGAUAUCACUGAAGAAAAGUGAUGUCUAUCAGAAAGAUGGGACUGACCAGUAUCAAUCACAGAAAAAACAGCAAACUAAAGGCCCAUAUAUGCAUGAGACCUCUGGAUUAAAUGUGAGUGAUGAUAAAGGUAAAGAGAAAGACUCAGAGACCAAACUUGAUUACCAUUUGGAGCUACAGUCACUAGAAAAGAAGAGAAAAGAAAUAAAAUCCAUUUCCGAAGACAAAUCAAAGUCAUCCACUGAUUCAAGAAGUCAACAUGUCCCUGCUGAUUACCCUUCUACUGACACAAAAAGCCAAGGUGGCAGAAGUGGAACAAGUAGUAUAUGGGAACAAUUCAGGAAGCUCAAGCCUGAGUAUUCACAUGACAAAAGCCAGAUUUCUUCAGAGAAUGAAGAGGAACCCACAACUGAGUCAAUGGACAAAGAGAGCAAAAGUGAGAUGAGUGGCCAAGCAGAGCAAUUUGGGUUCACCCAACUUGGUUAUUCCUCUGAGAAAGUGAAAACAAAAGGAAAGAAACACCACGUCACUUCAGAAACCACCACAAGCAAACAGAGAAAAACCGAAGAGGACAUAUUAGUCCUCACCAAGAAAGUCAAGUCUCACGGACUUGUGAAGCCAAAAUCUAGGGUAGCAGAAGAGACUUCAGAAUCUACCAGAGCUCUAGGAAGUCCAGACGGUAAAAGUGAAGAGAGUAACCUAGAAGAAUUUCAAAAAGCCGUAAUGGCUUUCCUAAAAGAGAAAAUUGAUAACAUAGGAAAGCCUUUGGAUAAAAAGACUGUGCCAAAAGAGGAGUUAUUAUUAAAAACGGCAGAGGUUGAAAAAUUAGGAAUCAUAAAGGCAAAAAUAGAGGAAUAUUUCCAAAAUGUGGCUGAAACUGUGACAAAAACCUUGAGGAAAUACAAAGAUAUAAAAAGUGCAGGACAAGUUGGAGAGAAACUUAUGAAACAAAAAAAAGAAGUCUCAAUUAUGCCAGGAUUGCAUUUUCAGAAGCCCAUUAGUGCAAAGACUGAAAUUAGCACAUUACUGUCAUCUAAGAGCAUGGACCCACUAACUGACAAUUUGAUACAAAUGAUCUUGACUGAAAUAGAAGGGGAAAGAAAUGCUCCAGUAGCCUCAACAGUAGGGAGAGACCCCAAGGAAAAGGAAAAACAUAGGCGGGAGGAACAUUUGCAAGAAGGUCAAGAAAAAAUAUUUGGUAAGGGUCUCAAACACCAGUUGCAAGAAGGGAGUUUUUGGAAGAAGGGCUAUGAGAUGAUAAAUAAAAAACUGCAGGAGGAAGAGUCAUGGCUCCAGAUGAAGGAAGGAAAGCAAGGACAACAGAAGCAGAAACAGUGGCAGGAAGAGGAAAUGUGGAAGGAACAGCAGAAACAGAGGAUGCAAAAGCAGACUGAACAAGAGGAGCAAACACAAAGAGAAGAGGAAGAUUAUCAGAAGUCAAAACAGCAGCAGCUGGAAGCAUGGAACCGAAAAAUGGAAAAACAAGCGGUGCCCCUGGAGAAGGAGAAGGGACAGCAGAAGAGGCAUGUUCAGAAGGAAAUGAGACAUCAGGAGCUGGAAAUAAAUUGGGAGAAAGAGGAGAAGCAAGAGCCAAGGAGAAAUGUAGAGGACCAUGAAAGGCAGAGGCAGAAAAAAACAAAAGAUCAGAUGAAGAUUAAUGAGAAAAACUCCGAAGAACAAGAAAAGAUGUUCAGCCAAACUUCAAUGACAUUGUCUCCCCGGUGGAAGACUAUACCGAAAGCAGCAUACCAGUUACACCAAAGAAAAGACUUCCAUGGGCAUCUUAAGGCAUUAGACAUUCUUGCUGAUGGAAAGCAGCCUAUACCAACCACUCCUCCCUCCACAAAAUCACCCUCACCUGAGGCCCUUCCAGUUUCUGGACAGUAUCCCACAAGGUUCCUCACUCUAACUCCUCAACAGGCCCAGGCACAGGGGAUCACUCUCACCCCUCAGCAGGCCCAGGCACUGGGGAUCACGCUCACCCCUGAACAGGCCCAGGCACAGGGGAUCACUCUCACCCCCAAGCAGGCCCAGGCACUGGGGAUGACUCUCACCCCUCAACAGGCCCAGGCACUGGGGAUCACUCUCACCCCCCAGCAGGCCCAGGUACAGGGGAUCACUUUUACCCCUGAGCAGGCCCAGGCACUGGGGAUGACUCUCACCCCCCAGCAGGCCCAGGCCCUGGGGAUGACUCUCACCCCUCAACAGGCCCAGGCACUGGGGAUGACUCUCACCCCUCAACAGGCCCAGUACCUGGGGUUCACCCUCACCCCUCAGCAGGCCCAGGCACUGGGGAUCACUCUCACCCCUAAACAGGCCCAGGUACUGGGGAUGAAUCUCAGCCCCCAGCAGGCCCAGGAACUGGGGAUGACACUCACCCCUGAGCAGGGCCAGGCACAGGGGAUCACUCUCACCCCCCAACAGGCCCAGGCACUGGGGAUGACUCUCAACACCCAGCAGGCCCAAGCACUGGGGAUCACUCUCACCCCUCAGCAGGCCCAGGCACUGGGUAUGACUCUCAUCCCUCAGCAAGUCCAGGCACAGGGGAUCACUCUCACCCCCCAGCAGGCCCAGGCACUAGGGAUCACUCUCACUCCUGAGCAGGCCAAGGCACUGGGGAUCACUCUCACGCCCCAACAAGCCCAAGCACUGGGGAUGACUCUCAGCCCCCAGCAGGCCCAGGCCCGGGGGAUCACUCUCACCCCCCAGCAGGCCCAGGAACUGGGGAUGACUCUCAGCCCUCAGCAGGCCCAGGAACUGGGGAUCACCCUCACUGAUGAGCAGGCACAGACACAGGGGCCCACUCUCACCCCUCAGGAGGCCCAGGCACUGGGGAUCACUCUCACCCCUGAGCAGGCCAAGGCACUGGGGAUCACUCUCACACCCCAACAAGCCCAAGCACUGGGGAUGACUCUCAGCCCCCAGCAGGCCCAGGCCCGGGGGAUCACUCUCACCCCCCAGCAGGCCCAGGAACUGGGGAUGACUCUCAGCUCUCAGCAGGCCCAGGCACUGGGGAUCACUCUCACCCCUGAGCAGGCCCAGGCCCAGGGAAUUACUCUCACCCCUCAGCAGGCUCAGGCACUGGGGAUCACUCUCACCCCUCAGCAGGUUCAGGCACUGGGGAUCACUCUCACUCCUGAGCAGGCCCAAGCACUGGGGAUCACUCUCACCCCUCAGCAGGCUCAGGCACAGGGGAUCACUCUCACCCCUGAGCAGGCCCAGGCACAGGGGAUCACUCUCACCCCUCAGCAGGCUCAGGCACAGGGGAUCACUCUCACCCCUCAGCAGGCUCAGGCACAGGGGAUCACUCUCACCCCUGAGCAGCUUCAGGCACUGGGGAUCACUCUCACCCCUCAGCAGCCUCAGGCACUGGGGAUGACUCUCACCCCUGAGCAGCCUCAGGCACUGGGGAUCACUCUCACCCCUGAGCAGGCCCAGGCACAGGCGAUCACUCUUACCCCUCAGCAGGUUCAGGCACAGGGGAUCACUCUCACCCCUCAGCAGGCUCAGGCACAAGGGAUCACUCUCACCCCUCAGCAGGCCCAGGCACUGGGGCUCACUCUCACCCCUCAGCAAGCUCAGGUACAAGGGGUCACUCUCACCCCUCAGCAGGCUCAGGCACUAGGGAUCACUCUCACCCCUGAGCAGAUCCAGGCACAUGGCAUCACUCUUACCCCUGAGCAGUUCAAAGCACUGGCCUGGGAAUUGGGGGUUCCUAUUACUCCAGAAAGUGCCUGGUUGUCAGCUGUCACUCUUACCCCUGAACAGACCCAAGCUUUAGGUGCCCCUCUCUCCUUAGAACAGGCUCAAGCAUUAGGGGUUUCUUUCUCUCCAGAACACUUCUGGAAAUUUGGAGUCCCUCUCACCUCAGAUAAAUUCCAUUCUAUAGAAUCUCCCCUUGAACAAGUACAAACCAGUCUUAGAUCAUUUCAAAGAUUGAAGGCUUCUGUCCUCCCUGGGAAAUCCAUUACAUCAAGCCCUAGGCAAGCCCCAGCAUCUGCUCCUAUUGCUGAGAAGUCCUCUGUAUUUGAGGUCUCUUCUACUCCUUUGCAGAUAUCAGGGUCUUCUCUUUCCCAAGACCCUGGGAAAUUGCUAGGAAUGAGAAUUCUUUCUGACCCUGGGAAGCUCUUGGCACCACAGACUUUUCCUUCCUCUAAACAGACCCUGGUUUCUGAAGGUCAAUCCACCUCUGUUCAGUUUGUAGCACCAGAGGUCCUUCUAUCCCCUGGGAAGCUUGCACGGGAGACCCUUCUUAGUUCUAGAAAGUUCUUAAGAGACUCUUGGACCCCUCAGCUACCUCUGAUAUCAGAGGCCCCCCUUGCCCCCAGGCAGCCCCUUAUAUCUGGAGUCCCACUUUCCUCUGCACAGAUUCCCAGUCUCUUGGCUCCUCUUUCCCCUAGGAAGCCCUUGGUUUCUGGGACCUCUUCUAUCCUGGAACCUAGACCCUUAACACUCUCUGAGCAGCCCCAGGCAUUCCAGCCCCCUCCUACCUAUGAGCAAUCUCUCUAUCUACAAGUUCCUUCUACUCUUGGGCAGCAUCACGCUUCCCCACUGGGGAUCCCUCCCAGCCCUGGGCAUCCUCCAACACUACGGACCUCCCCAACCCCUGGGAAGCCCCAGAAAGAUAUGUACUCUUCUAUAUCUAAGAAAAGUAAGGAAAGAUUGGCAAUUAUUUCUUCUCUGAAAUCGAAAUCAGUCCCUUUUACUGCAAAGGACUUCCAAAUAUCAGAGGUCUCUGACACUUCUGAAGAAAUCCAGACAUGCCAUGAUCCUAUUGCCAUGGAACAAUUUAGAACAUUUCAGUCCUAUCUCACCAAUUACAGGACACCAGUAUCACAAACCCCUUACACUGGUGGGAGGGCCCUUCCCCCUCUCAUGAAGCCUCUUACUACUAAACUACCCAAAACACCACAAAUUUCAUCUUCUGAAUGGGACCGGAAAACCCAGUUCCCCCCUAUAGAUAAGUCCUGGAUACUGACUUCAGAUUCAGUUACCAAGAAACCUAAGAUGAUGGUGUCCCCUUCCUCUCUCCAAGAGCUCAAAGAGCAGAGGUAUUUUGUUGAUGUGGAAGCUCAGAGAAAGAACCUGAUACUCUUAAAUCAGGCCACAAAAUCUUCUGGACUGCCUUCACAGCUACACACAACAGCUAGGAAUCUCAUAAUUGAGACACUUCAUAUGGACACAGUUCGGCUGGGAUACCUAUUCCGCAAGUACAUUGCUUACAGGCUGAUCCAGCGUGCAAGAAACAACAUAAUCAGACGAUUACAAGCCAUCCAAAACACUGGGAAAGGUUAUGAGACCCAGAACCUCUUCAUAAUGCUGAGCAGAAUUGAUGACUACCAGAAAAAGAUGAUGCAGGUCUGGACCAACAAGCAGAAGUCUUUAGAGCAGAAACGGAAUCAGUGCCUGGGGAAAAUGAUGUUCUUAUUUAGCCAGCUUCAAGGGAUGUAUAAAUUGAAUCUUAGUCAACCUAUCCCUUUGAUCAUCGAUAAAAAGCAGAUACCUGCCUCUACCAAAUUUGUCCAACAGCUGCUAAUAGAAGACGAUGGAAAGUCUGACACAUUGAAGAAAUUUCGACAAGAAGACCAAAUGGGAGCUAUCUGGAAUGCUGAUCUGUCAACUUCAAGCUACCCAAUAACAGAGAAGACAUCAAUAAAUUCACUCUGGGCUCAGCUGGGUGGGUACCCAGAUAUUCCUAUGCUACUCCAGUUAGAUGUUCAGUCUAUCUUCAGAAAAUCUCUUGCAUCCAUUAAAUCACAGUAAGUAAAGGGAUGGGAGCACUUUGGUAAUGAGGCCUUUGGUCAUUCAUAUACCUUCUGUUUCCCUAACUUGACCUUAUCUUAUAGCACCAGGGAGUGACCAAAAGCAGGUGCUUGGUGUGAAGUUAGACAUUACCUUUUCCAGAUACCAUAUAAAU